UCGAAAAAUAGCCAGAAGUUUGAGUAUUCAGCGUUCCGUUUGACUACAAAACUUCUCCUGUACUGCAUGGGCUUGUGGCCCGUAAAAAAUCCCUCAUUAUUGUAUCGCUCGCUCCCAUACAUUUGCUUCUUCGCAUCUGCAUUCUCCGGUUUAGCUGUUAUAAGAUUCAUCUACCAUUACAUAACUCGAGUUUCAGUUACUCUCAAAGGCAUGACAAUUGGGACUAGUCUGAUGCUGUCGAUGCUGAAGAUAUCGUCACUGAUGGUUCAUCGCAAACAGGGAAUCGAGCUCCAUUACACACUGGACGGAUACUUCUCAGCAGCUCUAAAUGAUGAAAGACUGACGCAGCGUGUGCUGGUGGGAAUCACCACUGUCCGACGAUUGUGUUGGAUAAUGAUUCCAACGAUUCUGAUAACCGUUGGAGGGUACGUCAUGAGACCCAUCGUCAGCAUCUUGUCGCAGAAGCAACGUCGCAUUGACUCUGUUGAAUACACAUUGAUCUACCCUGGACUCUACCCUUGGACCGUAUCCGACGGAUUCUUCUAUCAGAUUCACCUCACCCUUGAAUUCAUAGCUUCAAUCACAGUGUGGUGUGUCACGUGCGGCAUGGACGCACUUUUCGCUUACUACGUGUUCCAGAUUGUCGGCCAGCUUCGAGUCAUGUCAUAUCGUUUGACUCACCUUGAAGACCAGAAGGACAUUGACGUUGUCAUCAAGGAUUGCACCCAGCAGUACGUGGUGUUACUGAAAUGCCGGGACGCCCUUCAAGAAAUAUUUGGACCUGUCAUCAUGUGGGUGAUGUGGACCACCGCCAUUGUCCUCUGCGCAUUGAUAUAUCAGCUGUCAUCGCAACUGAGGGAUCUGUCGAUUGGACGCUGGAUCUGGACUCUGGCGUACAUGAUCCCGAAAAUCACUCAGGCUUACAUAUACGGCUGGUGUGGAUCGUACCUCAACGCCGAGAGUGAAAAAUACCGAUCCGCGAUUUAUCACACCAACUGGUCAGUCUCGAACAGAAAUACGGCGUCAUCAAUCAUUAUUAUGCUGAGUCAGCGGGGAAUUAAUCUGGUGGUGUACAAAUUUUUCUACUUGACUGUCAACAUGUUCCUUAUGAUUCUCAAGACAACAGUGUCAUACUAUUUUCUACUUAAACACUUGGAGCAGCCGUCAUAAUGCGUGAAUAUAACUUGGACAUGAAGUUUGUUCAUAAUCCUGGAUGAAAGCCGCAAGUUCUGUAUUAUUUCAGUGACUCAAUGUUCU
Fopius arisanus is the source of this 1257-nucleotide messenger RNA. Its product is annotated as odorant receptor 9a-like. Gene Ontology annotation, molecular function: olfactory receptor activity; odorant binding. NCBI's taxonomy places the organism in Eukaryota, Metazoa, Arthropoda, Insecta, Hymenoptera, Braconidae. Gene Ontology annotation, cellular component: plasma membrane. The transcript has 5 exons. Gene Ontology annotation, biological process: detection of chemical stimulus involved in sensory perception of smell; sensory perception of smell. The record is from RefSeq and is a predicted model, not a curated record. Bases 67 to 1170 code for a protein of 367 amino acids.